ACAGACAGCGGAAACACAGUCGGAAGGAGCCCGUCAAACAUAAACAGAGCAGCGCCGUUAACGCAUAACCUGCUUUUCAGAAUAUAAAAACACACCCAGAAGGCCGAUGCCGUGUGGGGCGAGCGCCAGGCGGCCGGUUCCAGGUGCCUAAGCAGCCGGCUGAGGACGGAAAUCGGCGAAUCGGAUAAGACUGAAGUUCUUUGCUGGAGACAGUGAAGCAGGAUGGAUGAUAAAAGCAGUGAAUCCAGCAUCCAAAACGGAGGCUCAGAGGAGCCCGAUCCCGGAGAGGGGAGUGAGGGGGGCGCGUCUGGCUCAGCGCAGGGGCAGACACGCACUGACACAGCCCCUGCAGACACGCCCCCCUCCCCAGAGGGACACGCCCCUGGGACAGAGAGAACUCGGCACCAGCGAGAGGAAGAGGAGGACGAAGAGGACACAGACAGCAUGGACAGCAGCGGCCUCUACUCCCUGACGGAGGAGGGGGAGAGGGGGAGCGAGGGAGGGAGAGGAGGAGAGAGGCAGAGGAGAGCGAAGGAGAGCGAGGGGAGGAAGAGGAGGCGGGAGCGGGAGAGGCCGGGCGGGGGAACGACACGCGGCUCCUCCAGCUCAGAUGAGGAUGAGGAGGAGGAGGAAGAGGAGGAGCUGGACGAGGAGGAGGAUGAGCAGGCGAUGGAGGCGUGGCUGGGGGCGGAGCUGCGGGAGCUGGCCGUGCCGUCCUGGCGGGCGGUGCCGUCGCUGCGGGCGCGGGAGAUCGGGCGGGGCGCUCAGUUUGUGAAGCGGGUGUGCGGCGCCAGGGGCCUGGUGCAGCGGCUGGAGCUGCAGGCCAGGCUGGAGAGGCACACGGGCUGCGUCAACACCCUGCACUUCAACCCCUCGGGCACGCGCCUGGCCUCCGGCAGCGACGACCUCAGGGUGGUGAUCUGGGACUGGGCCCGCCGCAGGGCCGAGCUGGAGUUCGACAGCGGACACAAGAGCAACGUCUUUCAGGCUAAGUUCCUGCCCCACAGCGGCGACUCCACGCUGGCCAUGUGUGCGCGGGACGGCCAGAUCCGAGUGGCUGAGCUCUCCGCCACUCAGCGCUGCAAGAACACCAAGAGGGUGGCCCAGCACAAGGGCGCCGCCCACAAGCUGGCUCUGGAGCCGGACUCUCCCUGCUCCUUCCUCUCUGCUGGGGAGGAUGCUGUGGUGUUCGGCAUCGACCUCCGGCUCGACCGGCCUGCCACCAAGCUGGUGGUGGUGAAGGAGGGCGAUAAGAAGGUGGGCCUCUACACCAUCUUUGUGAACCCGGCCAACACGCACCACUUUGCUGUGGGCGGGAGAGACCAGUACGUCAGGAUUUAUGACCAGAGGAAGAUCAAUGAGAAUGAUAACAAUGGGGUGCUGAAGAAGUUCUGUCCAUCUCACCUGGUGUCCAGCGAGUCCAAGACCAACAUCACCUGCCUGGUGUACGGCCACGACGGCACAGAGCUGCUGGCCAGUUACAAUGAUGAGGACAUCUACCUGUUCAACUCCCAGCACAGCGAUGGAGCCGACUACUGCAGGAGAUACAAGGGCCACCGCAACAACGCCACAGUGAAGGGGGUGAACUUUUUCGGGCCCUGCAGUGAGUUUGUGGUGAGCGGCAGUGACUGUGGACACAUCUACCUGUGGGACAAGCAGUCUGCCCGUGUGGUGCAGUACAUGGAAGGAGACAAAGGAGGAGUGGUGAACUGUCUGGAGCCCCACCCUCACCUCCCAGGCCUGGCCACCAGCGGUCUGGAUCAUGAUGUUAAACUGUGGGCCCCCACUGCAGAGACCCCCACAUCACUGAAGGGCCUGAAGGAGGUGAUGAAGAAGAACAAGCGUGAGCGUGAUGAAGACAGCGUGCGGCAUGGUGAUCAGUACGACACCCAGCUGCUCUGGUUCCUCAUGCGGCACAUGAGACGCAGAAGACCUCAGAGGACCCGCGGCGGAGGGGCAGGUGAGGGGGACACAGAUGAUUCAUGGAGCUCGGCUGAUUCCUCUGAUGAAGAAGACAUGGGUCCCGACCACGUCCAGUGCAUGUCCUCCUGAGCAAGAGAGGCCGUCUGUCCCACACUGUCUCACGCGCACACACACACACACACACACACACACACACACACGCACACACACACAC
Messenger RNA from Megalops cyprinoides (Indo-Pacific tarpon), 2137 nucleotides. RefSeq names its product DDB1 and CUL4 associated factor 8 (gene dcaf8). Gene Ontology annotation, cellular component: Cul4-RING E3 ubiquitin ligase complex; cytoplasm. The transcript has 13 exons. Bases 223 to 2052 code for a protein of 609 amino acids. Lineage: Eukaryota; Metazoa; Chordata; Actinopteri; Elopiformes; Megalopidae. Gene Ontology annotation, molecular function: protein binding. The record is from RefSeq and is a predicted model, not a curated record.